AUGAAGUCGCAAUGUGCGGUCGAGCUCGAUGUGCCCGUACGUCUCCGACGUGCCAUUCUCCAAAACGACGUCUUGCUGGUCAAGCGUAUAGUCAAGAACAACCGGCGGAGUCUCGAAAACCCAGAUUUUGCGGACAAGAGCAAUACCUCACUGCAUCUGGCCGCGGUUAAGGGGCAUGUCGAUAUUGUCAAACUCCUCAUCUCAUUCGGCCACGACUCGUGCAAACCCCUCAUCGACCCAACAGGCUACGACGCCGCGCCUGGCAUCGCGCUCAACACCGAUGGCUCAACGCCUUUGCAUCUGGCGGCCGCACACUCGCACGCGCGCUGCGUCCAAGUCCUAUGCGAGAGUUUCCCGCACAUCACAAACGCGCGCAACUACGAAGGCAAAACGGCGCUGAUGCUGGCUGCGCAAGGCUCGAAUCCGGGGCACGCACCUGUCGUACUCAACACGGUGCAUAUGGCUGGAACAACAACAACAGCAGCAACAACAGCAGGAACAACUCGGCCACGCGCAGUCUCCUCCGAAGAAGAUACAGCGACGAUCACGACGCUGUUAGAUCAUGGCGCUGCAGUGGGAGUCACAGAUCUUGCGGGAAAUACGGCGCUGCAUCAUGCGAGUGCGUGGGGGAACCUCAAGGCUGUGCGGAUUUUGCUUGCUGCAGGAGCGCCGCCGUUUGUGCGGAAUAGGGCAAAUCAUACGCCGUUUGAGUACUCGAUUACGAAGCAGGCGGCGCAGUAUUUUCAGAGUAUUAUUGUAGAGUUUGGGAAGCAGCAGCAGGGUCAGGGUCAGGGUCAGGAUUCUGGUGGUGGCCUGCAGCUUAAUACUGCUGCUGCUGCGGCAGCCUCCGAUGCAGCUCCAGCAGAUGAACCAUGGUCUGCUACGUCGGUGCAGUCGUUGAAAUCUAAAAGCCCGUUUGCAAAAGGAAUGUCGCCGAGUAAAGGAGGGCUGAGGCUUGUUAUUGAUACGGAAAACAACGAGCUUGCGGAUAUCGAGGACGACGAUGUCCCGUUUACGGCGAGGAAGGUGUCUAUUGAGGAACAGCGACUCAAGUCGUGA
Talaromyces rugulosus is the source of this 1059-nucleotide messenger RNA. RefSeq lists its product as uncharacterized. The record is from RefSeq and is a predicted model, not a curated record. Lineage: Eukaryota; Fungi; Ascomycota; Eurotiomycetes; Eurotiales; Trichocomaceae. The transcript has 3 exons. Bases 1 to 1059 code for a protein of 352 amino acids. Gene Ontology annotation, molecular function: protein binding.